AUGCGACUGAGGGAUAGGUCUUUUGCAACCAGCAGGCCCCUGCUUGUACAACCGAAGUCCACCACUAGCUCAGCCAGCCGUCGAUCGGCAAUUCAAAGCCCACAUCCUGAUCCAUCUUCUUAUGGACAGCGUCUGGCGCAGGCAAUGAAUGGAACAAUCCUAUACGAAUCGGUGUCUUCAAAGAUGUUUCUGUUCUCCAGCUACCUAGCGGCCUAUUCCACCAUGACUGCUGCUGGCCUCAAUAUCUACUUCAACGUCUAUCAUCCACCAGCUGGGGUUGGCGAAUGGGUUCCCUACGCCUUUGGAGCCGUCGGUAUGAUUCUUGGCGGUUUUGCCAUGUCUUUCGCACUCAGGCCUGCCAAUAUCGUCCGCUCAAUCAAAGUGCUUCCUAAUGCUGCUACUACUGUUCCUGGAGCAAAGCCAGUGGCACCUACCCUUUCGUCAAAGAUCUUGAUCGAGGUUCAAGCCCGGGGUUCACUCCCGAUACCGGGACUGCCGCUGAAGAAGAUGAUUGUUGAGCCGCAUAACAUUAUCUUGCAUUGUCGCAUGUACAAUCCCAAGGUUGAGCCUACAAUGAAACAAAAGUUCCUCAACCGUAAGGAGGAGGAGAAGCGCUUAAUGGAGCGGCGCGAGUAUGACAAGAAUCACCUAAUGACGGUACCAUUCCGGGAUGGAAAGCGGGCCGCCUCGACAAUUUUUACUAGCAUACGUCGAGGCUUGACUGGGGAAGGAUUCGCCCCGAUCAUCAUUCUUGGCACCAAGUACAAGUUGGACAUUUCGAACGCGUAUGCCUUGGAAGAUGGCCGAGCUUUAGACAGGCUCGCGCGGCUUGAAGAGGACCCGAAAGUUGCUUUGUGGCGUUCGAUGAGAGAGAGUUGA
Messenger RNA from Pseudomassariella vexata, 879 nucleotides. RefSeq lists its product as uncharacterized. The coding region runs from base 1 to 879 and encodes 292 amino acids. The transcript has a single exon. Lineage: Eukaryota; Fungi; Ascomycota; Sordariomycetes; Amphisphaeriales; Pseudomassariaceae. The record is from RefSeq and is a predicted model, not a curated record.